AUGGUCUCCACUACCUUCAGCUUCUCUGCCCUGAUGUGCCUGAUGCUGGCCGUCGGCCCUGCCUCUGUUCUGGCGGCUCCCCAGCUGCCCGGUAACCUCCCUGUGACUGGCACCAACCCAGCCAACAACAACAACGCUGCCGCCGCCCCUCCCACCUCGGGCAACAGCGAAUCCGACGCUGGCGCCGGCUUCGACGUCGGCAUCCCCGGCGGCCCCGGCGUCCGCUACGGCGCGGGCACCCACCAAGCCCACCGCGGCCCCUGCGGCCCAACCAGCGGCGACGAGUCCGACGCCGGCGCCGGCUUCGACGUCGGUAUCCCCGGCGGGCCCGGUGUCCGCUACGGCGCAGGAACCCACCAGGCCCACGACGGCCAGCCCUGCCCGGAGCCCCCGGUCCCGGUCUCGUCGUACACGCCCGUCGUCAUCCCUCCCACCUACACCACGCCUGCUCCGGUCGCCCCUGUUCUGCCCGCUGCUACCCCGGUCUACCCCGCCAGCCAUGCCGUCGUCGCUGCCUCCUACUCGACCCCGCUGAUCCCCCGCCCGGCCCCCACCGCUGCUUCGCCUGCGCCGUCGAUGCCUGUUUACAAUGCUGGCUCAGCUUUGGCACCCGGUUCUUCUUCUUCGGCUCUUCUGGCUGUUGCUCUUCCUAUUGUCUUGGGCUUCUUCUAUUAA
Molecule: messenger RNA, 675 nt
Organism: Penicillium alfredii
Lineage: Eukaryota; Fungi; Ascomycota; Eurotiomycetes; Eurotiales; Aspergillaceae
Product: putative cell wall protein
Exons: 2
Coding region: 1-675 (224 amino acids)
Source: RefSeq, a predicted model, not a curated record